UCCGAAGUAUGGAGCCUGCAUCAAAGACGCUGCAGUACUGGAGGCUUUACCUGUUGUCACUGGUACUGGGAAUCGGAGGAUCCUUUCAGUAUGGGAUCCAAGUUUCUGUCGUUGCUUCUCCUGCAGAGCAUGUCCAGAGUUUUGUGAACUACACAUGGAUGCUGAGGUACGGCACGCCGGUGGAGGAGUACGCCAAUCAGCUCAUCUGGUCUUUCAUCGUGGCUGUGCUAAGUUUGGGAGCCUGGGCAGGAGCUAUCCACAGCGGCAGUCUUCCUGUUACUUAUGGCCGAAAAAAGGCUCUCCUGAUUAACGACAUUGUGGCAAUGAUUGCUGCCUUGUUGAUGCUUUUCAGUCGCAUGGCCAAGUCUUUUGAGAUGAUCUUGCUGGGAAGAUUUCUCUACGGAUAUAAUGUUGGUCUGGGCUUGAGUGUUCACCUGAUGUAUAUUGGGGAAAGUUCACCAAAGAAGCUCAGAGGUUUCAUGACCCUUUCCUGCUCAAUCUUUGUUGGUUUUGGGAAGGUCGUUGGCCAGAUCAUUGGCAUCAAAGAGAUAAUGGGAACUGAAGAAAUGUGGCCAUAUCUCUUGGCUGUUAGUGGUCUUCCAGCACUCCUGCAGUUUGUGAUGCUGCUGUUCUUCCCUGAGUCACCUCGAUACCUUUACAUUGAUAAAGGAGAUACUGAAGGCAGCAGAAAAGCCUUGCAGUGGCUGUGGCAGGAGGACGACUUGAAGCAGGAGAUGGACGACAUGCAGAAAGAAAGAGAGGGCGCACAGGGGGAGAAGGCCAAGACGGUGAAGGAUGUGCUGACAUCUCGCUGUGUGAGAUGGCAGCUGCUGACUCUCGCCAUCCCCUGCGCUGGUGUUCAGUUCUGCGGCAUCAACGCUCUGUACUUUUAUGCCUUUGACAUCUUCCGAGAGUCUGGAAUCCCUGAGGGUCAGAUGCAUUACUUGGCUAUUGGUAUUGGAGCAACAGAACUCAUCACAGUAACACUGUGUUCCUUCUUGAUAGAUCGUGCUGGUAGGAAGAAGCUGAUGGGGUAUGGUUAUCUACUGAUGGGGUUCACUAUGGUUGUACUUACUGUCACGCUGUCCGUCAAGGAGAUGAGCCCAAUGAUUCCAUAUGUGAACAUUGGCUUGAUAUUCUGUGUCAUUUGUAUUUAUGGACUUGGGCCUUCUGGAGUGUCUAUGGCUCUCCCUGCUGACCUCUUCCUACAAGCCUGGCGUCCGUCUGCAUACGUGAUCAGUGGGACCAUUAACUGGGUUGGCAUGUUCCUAGUUGGGAUGCUGUUUGGCUACAUAGUGGAGGGACUCGGGCAGUUCUGCUUCCUCAUUUUUGUGGUUUACAGUAUUUUCAGUGCAUUUUUUCUGUUGUAUUUUGUCCCAGAAACCAAAGGGAAAACUAUGGUAGAGAUCAUGAAGGAUUUCAACAAACUAAACUACAAGGACAGGGGGGACGAUGCUGAAAACACCAGUGUUGCAACCAAAUUUUAA
Cololabis saira (Pacific saury) is the source of this 1487-nucleotide messenger RNA. Its product is annotated as solute carrier family 2, facilitated glucose transporter member 11-like. The coding region runs from base 9 to 1487 and encodes 492 amino acids. Gene Ontology annotation, molecular function: hexose transmembrane transporter activity. Gene Ontology annotation, cellular component: membrane. The record is from RefSeq and is a predicted model, not a curated record. The transcript is spliced from 12 exons. NCBI's taxonomy places the organism in Eukaryota, Metazoa, Chordata, Actinopteri, Beloniformes, Belonidae. Gene Ontology annotation, biological process: monosaccharide transmembrane transport.